CUAGCAACACCUCUCUACACUUUUCCAUCUUUUCAUUCUUGGGGAUUCAGCAGCUGGUCGGAGUUUCGGAGCAUCCUUGAACACUGAACUCGUCUUUGUCAGACCAAAUCUCGAUCAAUCCAUCACGAUGCAGCGGGCAUUCGCGGCAAGAACGCGGGCUUCGGCUCUUUCCUCCGCUUCUCGCAUGAAGCCAUCAGGCUUCAGCCUGCAGCAGCAGCGGUUUGCUCACAAGGAGCUCAAGUUCGGCGUUGAAGGUCGAGCAGCCCUCCUGAAGGGUGUCGACACCCUCGCAAAAGCCGUUGCCACAACCCUGGGCCCCAAGGGCCGCAAUGUCUUGAUCGAGUCAAGCUACGGAUCGCCAAAAAUCACUAAAGAUGGUGUAACGGUCGCAAAGGCAGUGACUCUGCAAGACAAAUUCGAGAACCUCGGUGCACGACUCCUCCAAGAUGUCGCCUCCAAGACCAAUGAAGUUGCCGGUGACGGUACUACCACUGCCACCGUGCUGGCUCGCGCGAUCUUCACCGAGAUGGUCAAGAACGUGGCUUCCGGCUGCAACCCCAUGGACCUGAGACGGGGUGCCCAGGCCGCUGUGGACGCUGUGGUUGAAUACCUCCGGAAGAACAAGCGCGAUAUCACGACCAGCGAAGAGAUCUCCCAGGUUGCCACCAUCUCGGCGAAUGGAGACGUUCACAUUGGCAAGCUCCUGUCGAGUGCGAUGGAGAAGGUUGGCAAGGAAGGUGUCAUUACGGUGAAGGAGGGCAAGACCAUCGACGACGAGCUGGAGGUCACCGAGGGUAUGAAGUUCGAUCGCGGAUUCAUCUCACCCUACUUCAUCACCGACACCAAGUCCCAGAAGAUUGAGUUUGAGAAGCCGCUCAUCCUGCUGUCCGAGAAGAAGAUCUCCGCGGUUCAGGACAUCAUCCCCGCCCUCGAGGCUUCCCAAACUCUGAGGCGACCAUUGAUCAUCAUCGCUGAAGAUAUUGAUGGUGAGGCUCUGGCCGUGUGCAUUCUCAACAAGCUGCGCGGACAACUCCAGGUCGCUGCCGUCAAGGCUCCUGGCUUCGGUGAUAACCGCAAGUCUAUCUUGGGUGACAUUGCCGUCCUCACCAACGGUACCGUCUUCACAGAUGAGCUCGACAUCAAACUGGAGAAGGCCACUCCCGAUAUGCUCGGAUCUACUGGAUCCAUCACGAUCACCAAGGAGGAUACCGUCAUUCUGAACGGUGAAGGCAGCAAGGACUCGGUUACCCAGCGAUGCGAACAAAUCCGUGGCGUCAUGAGUGACCCAACCACCUCCGAGUACGAGAAGGAGAAGCUCCAGGAGCGCCUUGCCAAGCUUUCCGGCGGUGUCGCUGUCAUCAAGGUCGGUGGCUCAUCUGAGGUUGAGGUCGGCGAGAAGAAGGACCGAAUCGUUGAUGCUCUGAACGCAACCCGCGCCGCCGUUGAGGAGGGGAUCCUCCCGGGUGGUGGCACUGGUCUGCUCAAGGCUGCCGCGAACGCCCUGAACGACAUCAAGACUGUCAACUUCGACCAACAGCUGGGUGUCAACAUCGUGAGGCGCGCCAUCGUCAAGCCCGCCCGAACCAUUGUGGACAAUGCCGGUGACGAGGGCAGCGUCGUCGUUGGCAAGCUCAUGGAUGAGUAUGCCAAGGAUUUCAACAAGGGCUACGACAGCUCGAAGGGCGAGUACGUUGACAUGAUCUCGGCUGGUAUCCUUGACCCGUUCAAGGUUGUCCGGACUGCCCUGGUGGAUGCUAGCGGCGUUGCAUCAUUACUGGGAACUACUGAAGUCGCGAUUGUGGAGGCUCCCGAGGAGAAGGGUCCCCCUGCCGGCGGUAUGGGUGGAGGCAUGGGCGGAAUGGGCGGCAUGGGUGGUGGUGGCAUGUUCUAAACGCAUUGAUUCCCCGGCUACUUUGAACCCGUCUGUACUAUCUUCGGCCUGUAUAAAUAUUCCUCUCUCUCUCCGCUCCCGAUCGGGCCUUUGCAUCUCCUGGAUUCUGAAGCAUGUUCGGAGUUGGAUGCUGGUUUGUCGGCCUUUGUAAAAACAUCUACUUCCAUAAUCGGAGAUUCCAUCCGUGUACAGCGUGUUAGAUAGCUAUUCUACCCCUCGUUUAACGAUUGGCGUCACCAUGAAUUGAUGCUUCUCAUAAUGUACAUAACAAAAGACUCUCCAAUCUGGAUAGCAACAGAUAACAGGGUGAGCUUCUAUCUGUCCCCGAUGAUGACGAAUGAGAUGGAAGCUUUCGAACCUCG
Molecule: messenger RNA, 2253 nt
Organism: Eremomyces bilateralis CBS 781.70
Lineage: Eukaryota; Fungi; Ascomycota; Dothideomycetes; Eremomycetales; Eremomycetaceae
Product: chaperonin GroL
Exons: 3
Coding region: 128-1891 (587 amino acids)
Biological process (GO): mitochondrial unfolded protein response; protein import into mitochondrial intermembrane space; protein refolding
Cellular component (GO): mitochondrial matrix; mitochondrial inner membrane
Molecular function (GO): ATP binding; protein-folding chaperone binding; ATP-dependent protein folding chaperone
Source: RefSeq, a predicted model, not a curated record